Microplitis demolitor is the source of this 483-nucleotide messenger RNA. RefSeq lists its product as uncharacterized. The coding region runs from base 115 to 381 and encodes 88 amino acids. The transcript is spliced from 2 exons. Lineage: Eukaryota; Metazoa; Arthropoda; Insecta; Hymenoptera; Braconidae. The record is from RefSeq and is a predicted model, not a curated record.
UCUUAACCUAAUUUUUUACACGUGUGUUGGUUGUGAGUAAAUAAAUGACUUAUUGUUAAUUAUUAAUUGUUUAUUAAUUUAUAUAAAGUGAGUUUUUGAAAAUUUUAAUUAAAAAUGGCUCAAGGAAAAAUGAAAAUAAAAACACAACUUCCUGAUAGUGCUAAAGCUAAACAAGGAAAAAAUAAAAAAGGUCCAGCUAUUCAACGUCGUGGAAACGCUCCAAUAAAAGCAAAAAAAUCUAAAAUAGUUGAGGCGCAUAAAUUGAAACAAAUGAUUACUAAAACAGUCAAUAAAGCAGCUGAAACAGAAUUACGAGAACGCGCGCUCGAUGGAAAAAUGGGAUUAACUAAAAAGAAAGCACCAGCGGCAUCAACGAGUUAAUUCAAUCAGCUCCACAGGCAAUAAAUAAUCAUUUACUAUCAAUGAUAAAAAUAUUAUUUUAAGCAAUUUAUUAAAUUAAAAUAAAACAAGUUGAUAAAUAAC